This is a messenger RNA of Rotaria socialis, 1797 nucleotides long. The record is from the annotation of a GenBank genome assembly. NCBI's taxonomy places the organism in Eukaryota, Metazoa, Rotifera, Eurotatoria, Philodinida, Philodinidae.
AUGUAUUCAUUACAAACAUUACCCAUUGAAUUGGUUCAUCGAAUUUUCGAUCAACUCGACAUACAGACAAUUAUUUUUUCAAUUCGCUCUACAUGUAAAUUACUUUAUGCAAUUACCAAUACUUAUAAUCGCUGUGCGUUGAACUUUCGUUAUACGUCAAAAUCGGAUCUAUUACUCAUGUCACUUAUUAUUGAUCCUAAAAAUGUUAUUUCACUCACGCUUUCAGAUGAAAAUGAAACACAUAGUGAAAUUCGAUUCAUGUUUUCCCACUUUCAUAUUGACCAAUUUACUCGACUACGUUCAUUGACACUUUCUAAUAUAAAAUACGAUGAUUUAGAAAAAUUUCAAAAACACAUUAUGAACUAUCCUCUAAAACGGUUCUCUAUUUCAUCAAACAUUCUUGAUAGCACCAAAAUUGCAACAUCCAUAUCAUUCAUUCUAUCGCAUCACAAUCUUCGUGAAUUUGAGUUCGAUGGAAGUGAACAAAUUCUCAAUGAAAUACAAUGGCCUGUAUCAUGCCGAUUGGAACACGUUACAAUAGCUCAAUGGUAUAGUUGGAGUACAGUUUAUUUCGUUCUUUCUCAUUUACCUUUCCUGAGAGCAUUAGUUUUGAAAGAUGAUUCUGCUGGAGUUUCAUUUAAACAUUCGAUUAUUACGCAAUAUGAUAUCAAGCAGUUAUGUCAUUUAUCUUCACUCUCAUUAAACAGUCGUUACAAUCUAACAACAGAUAAUAUACAAUCACUUCUUGUGCAUCUACCUAUGCUAACACAUCUUCGACUGAUUGGUCUACAACAUUUAUCCGAUAUUUUCUUAUUCGAUGGUUUUCAAUGGGAGAAUUUUAUUGAAAAGAAAUUAUCUGCUUUGAAAAAGUUCGAAUUCUGGUUUAGGAAACAAUUAAAUCCCCAUGAAGAUAAUACUACUGUAGAAUCAAUAAUUUCAACAUUUCGAACAUCAUUUUGGCUCAAAACUAAAGGUUGGUUCGUUAAAUGUGACCAUGUAGAAAACAGAUAUGGUCAACAGUUGUAUCUCUAUUCUACAACAAUCUGCCAAGAUAGUUUUGAUUAUUUGAACGGAGAAAAUACAAUUCUGCGUUCGGCAACGAACAAUAUGAAUAACCAUUCUGCAGUCAUUAUCAAUACACAACGAUUAUCCUUAGAUUUAAAUAAAUAUAUCAGUAAUGAUACACAGCAAAAUACGAAUGGAACAACGCAAUAUCUAUUUCAAAACGUGAGAGAACUUACACUGAUGAUUGGUUCUCACUGGCCAAUGAGAUCAAUUAAAUAUCUCUCUACAAUUCUUAAUCUCUCAAACCUUCAAAUAAUAUGCUUGCAUUGUAAACACAGAUCUCACAUUGAAACUCAUGGUUUAGACGCCGUAAUCGGUACUUUAUUCAAAUAUACAUUGAAUCUUCGCUCAUUUCAAAUAAAUUGCAAUAAUUUUCAGACGAUGCUAUCGAUGUCUCUGAAUGAUAUUUGUUUAAAAUUACCUCACCACAUCAAGCAUCUUGCUACUGAUAUUAUAAAUAUGAAUGAUGCAAAGAUGAUAUUAGAGCGAGCGGAACAUUUAUCUAAUGUCACAUUUUAUAGACGUGAUACAUAUAGUUUCGCCGAUGAGAUCAAUAUAUGGCUCAGGCAACAUGCCAGUGAUUCAAUAUGUAAAGUCGGUCGAGACUUUCGGUUUAGCAGUUACAACGAUGAGCUUCAUUUUCCAGUACAUAUAUGGCUUAACAACAGUCUGCAUAAGCAAUCCAACACACCAGUUAGUGAAAAACGAGUUAAACGAACGCAUUACACAUGA